AUGGACUACGCCAGCCACACCAUCCUCCUCAGUGACCGGCAAUACCAGCGGCUGACCAUCUCAGUGCUGUUUCUCUACAGCAGAGACACUGAAGUGAAACCCCCCGUGUUGGAGAAAUUCAGAGGCACCAUGAGCCAGAUGGGACUUUCCAAGGAGCAGAUGAUCAUGCUGCCCAAAGGGUCCCCGGCGCUCGGCUCGCACACGGAGCACAGAGGUGGCGAGAGGCAGAGGCCGGAGGGUGAUGAAUGCGAUUCCCCGUGGGGUGCAGUGGGGAGGGGACUGGGUGCAGCCUGGGGGCUGUUGGUGGCGGUUGCACCCUCUGGUGAGCAGUUUAAUGCAGCGUCGUGUCCCCGGAGCCUGGACUGUGCCCUGCAGCGCCGGGAGUUCUGCCCGCCGGGGUCGGGCGCCUGCGGCCCCUGCCUGUCCCCCUUCCAGGAGGACGACCGCGGGCGAUGCGUCCAGAAGCAGCUCUCACCCAGCGGGCGGACAUCCAUUCCCAGCUUGGAGGAAGAAAUCGAUUUUCUGGCGGACGUGCUGGCCAGGCAAGAGGCUCCUCGCCCCCACCCACUGCGGGAUGGCAAGCCCAGGACCACCCCGGUUCCUGCCGGCAGCAGACAACGUGCGGCCAGUGGGCUGAGAGAGGGGCUUCUGCAGCGGGGUCCUGCCGGCAGCAAGGCAGCCACCACCCUCCCCACCUCCACCACCGCCGUGGUCCAGAAAUACCCGGUGGAGGCAUCCCCCAUCCCUUCAAAUGAUGACGUGGUGCUCGGGCUGAUCGUGGUGUGCACAGUGGCCGGGAUCUCGGCGCUGAUUGUGGCUGCGGUCUGCUGGUGCAGGCUGCAGAAGGAGGUCAGGCUGGCGCAGAAAGCAGACUACUCGGCACAGCGAGCGGCCAGCCCCCUGCCCUAUGACAAAAUCUCGCCUGGGGACAAGACGCUGGCUCAGAGUGCCCAGAUGUACCACUACCAGCACCAAAAGCAGCAGAUGCUCUCCAUGGAGAAGCAUAAAGAGGAGCCCAAGCUGCCGGACUCGGCAUCAUCCGACGAGGAGAACGAGGAUGGAGACUUCACCGUGUAUGAGUGCCCUGGGCUGGCUCCGACCGGAGAAAUGGAAGUGAGGAACCCGCUGUUUGACGACUCCUCUUUACACCCCUCCAACCCCAAGUCACACCAGUAACACCCCUCCUCUCCUCCGCCCAAGCUCGCUACGGACUGUAUGCCCAACGCCAAAGCCCAAUGGGGUGGUUGUGCCGGAGGGGCACCCGCAGCCGGGCGAAGGGGCGCAGACCCCGCUCUGCCAGGCUGUUUGAUGCCUGCCCAAUAAACACCCACUAACAGCUAUGGGAGGGGGGGAUCGCCCCCGUUUCCAGCGUCCUUGUCCUCUUUGCUGCUGUGAUCGCGUCCCUGCCUUGCCCUUCGCUCACUGCUCUCGAGGACACGCCAGCCCCGCGGUGGGGGCAGCCGCUGCCUUGGCACAGAAACUGGGGGGGCUGCAGCACUGUCUCUUUGCAUUUGGCUUUGAGGAG
Molecule: messenger RNA, 1525 nt
Organism: Gavia stellata (red-throated loon)
Lineage: Eukaryota; Metazoa; Chordata; Aves; Gaviiformes; Gaviidae
Gene: NPDC1
Product: neural proliferation, differentiation and control 1
Exons: 12
Coding region: 1-1176 (391 amino acids)
Cellular component (GO): membrane
Source: RefSeq, a predicted model, not a curated record